CCUGUCCGCCUCUUUUCGUCCGUUGCACUUUCUGCCUCUCUUGAUUUCCAAACCCCGAACUCAAAAAUUUCGCGCGUUUGGCUCGCCGCCUAGGCCCUCAAACACGACUUCUUGAUCCCACAGCUUGUGCUAUCUUCUUCCACUUUUUCCAUAUCCGCCAGUUUUGUCACUCACCAAACCGCCCAUCAUCAUCCUACACUUUACCAAUACUCACCUUCACCCUUUGUCGUGCCCUCUCUAGAGCCGAACAGACUCUUUCUUGAUUCAAGAUGCCUCCAAACAUUUUCAGGUCGAGUCGAGACCGCUUCAGGUCGAGAUAGCCAGCCAUCCAAGCCAUCUCAUCGCUGGUCGACCAAAACUCUCAUCCUACUUUCGCGCUCCUCUCUAUACACUAUAGCGCUAAUUCCCGACAUUCAGGUUUGACCUCCGGUCCAACUUCUGGUUGUCCAAUAUCUGGUCUUCUUUUCCUCCGCUGAGUUCGGGUCUUACUUUGUGUUCACCCACAAGCUUCACGGAAACCCGCACGCCAUGUUGCUCUAGUCGCGUCGCGACUCCUCGGUGCGCUUCAACCACUCCUCUGGGUCAAGUUUAGCAGGCUGCUUGCUCUUAUUGAUCAUCACGCUGCUGCACUUUGACGAGGUCCUCAAAAAGCGCCCCCGGACAAGUCCCAAGACUCACCAGCCCGUCGUUGCAUUCUUAUAAAUAUCAUACGACCUGCUUCCAAAUCGUCACGACCCUUGCUCUCUUGAUAUAUCGACCACCCCCUUUUGGCAGCAUUCCAGUCAUCACUUUCUUCAGAUUCUGCACUCAACCUGCCCAUCAACAUGGACGAACAGUGUUCUGCCAAGAUGCCAGAUCAGUGGGUUGACACCGAUGGCCUUGAAGCAAAGUUCUCCCAACUCGAGACCAACUCCGACUCCAACUCCAACACCAUCCGUCUCGACAAAUCCCAACCUCCCACCCCUGAUGGCUCUGGCAGACCGGUCAACUUUGCCGUCAUUGCGCCAGGCCUGUAUCGUUCCAGCUACCCUCUCUAUGCUCAUUUCGAAAACUUGCAGGAUCUUGAACUGAAGACCAUUGUCACCCUGGUCCCCCAACCCCUGCCACUCGAGUAUUCGAACUUCAUUUCCUCCAACGGAAUUAUCCACCAUCAAAUCCCCAUCCUCGCCAACAAAGACCCCGACGUCUUUUCAUCCCAAGAAUCUGUGAUCCAAGUUCUGAAGCUCAUGUUGGACCCAUCCAACUAUCCCAUGUUGAUCCAUUGCAACAAAGGCAAACACCGCACUGGCUGCAUGACCGCCUGCUUUCGAAAGGUGACGGGAUGGACACAUGAAGCCUGUGUUGAGGAGUACGAGUAUUAUUCCAAGCCCAAGGACCGUCCAUUGGACAAAGUCUUUAUCCAAAACUUUGAUGCCUCUUCACUCAAAUCGCUGGCUUUUGAGCGAGGCUACGUAGGUGGCGUCUACCGACAACCUGUCAGCGCCUCCACCAAAUCCUCCAUCUACACCAGCAACACUCUCGAAACCACAAACACAAGCGAGUCAGAGUACUCGCUCAAUGACUACCAAGAACGCGUCAAACGCGAAAACGACGCUUUCCUGGAAUCCUCUCGCCUGUGGAACUACCGAUAGCUGUCACCUCGCCCGGUCAACUGGAAACUGGCCGCAUGUCCUUCCGCCUCCCCACAUCGGUGUCGCUCGGGCAUGUCUCCUACCUAGUGACAGGCAGUAUUAUUCACGAUAGAACGAAGCAAAUUGGCCAGCGCCAACCUGUACGACACACUGUAUGUUAAGAUUUCUCCUCUUUUGCCCUUUCAUCCGCACUCUCCGUCGACCACCUCCAAUGCGUGGCACAUCUCAUACCCACUCGAAGAACUCCAACCACACUCGCUGAGCAUCCUGUAUCAAACACUCGACAACCAGUCUACUCGAUUGGAGCAGCGAAUUCGCUCAGGACAUGCGACAAGGGAAUAUUUGAUGAGUGAGGCUUUCAUCCUCGAAUUCGAGUUUAUUUUGUUCAACAAUCUGUUAAUUUGCAUAGCAUGGAGAGUGGGCGCCAAAACAGAACCAUCCGGCUGGUAGACAGAUAAUUGGACCGGACUGUAUUUUUGGGUAGGCUCUUUGUCGAUGCCAGGAAUCGGCUCUCGCGAGCCUGGGGCUGUUUUGUCAGAAGACAUGGCCGCAAAGGUUGAUCUGGAAUUGGUCAUUUCACAGACACUAGAGCCUGAUUGGACUCUAGUUUGAAAUUAUUAUAGUAGUCUAUGUACCUUGAAUUUACCAACUAUCACUAA
Exophiala mesophila is the source of this 2290-nucleotide messenger RNA. RefSeq lists its product as uncharacterized. Gene Ontology annotation, molecular function: phosphatase activity; inositol diphosphate tetrakisphosphate diphosphatase activity. The record is from RefSeq and is a predicted model, not a curated record. The transcript has a single exon. Bases 825 to 1631 code for a protein of 268 amino acids. Gene Ontology annotation, biological process: protein dephosphorylation. Lineage: Eukaryota; Fungi; Ascomycota; Eurotiomycetes; Chaetothyriales; Herpotrichiellaceae. Gene Ontology annotation, cellular component: cytoplasm.